AUGAAGGGCUCCUAUGUAGGCACUUUGCUAUUGGCCUUCCUUGGCACCACAUUAGCCAAAGAGAGAGCCUCCUGUGCAGACACCAGGGUCUGUAUGCCAGUCACUCAUGACAUGUUGCCUAUGCAGGACAUGACUUCACCAUUUGGUCAGUGUCUCGUGACAUGCGUGGAAGACGAGAAAGUGUGUUGUAGCCAGAGUUGUGCUCCGCCCCUCGCCUGCCGGACCAACUUUGCCAACUGCCAUCUCAAAUGUCGCGACCAUGAAAUUCCUCCUCGCUUCCAGUGUCUGGACAAUUGUAUUAUGAUCGUGAACAACUGCAAGGCUGAGGCAGUUAUCGAGCCUCAGGUUUUGGAGCAUAACGAGCAUUGCAACAAGGACUUUCAUUCUUGCCAACGCACUUGUCGACACGUAUAG
Molecule: messenger RNA, 414 nt
Organism: Penicillium longicatenatum
Lineage: Eukaryota; Fungi; Ascomycota; Eurotiomycetes; Eurotiales; Aspergillaceae
Exons: 1
Coding region: 1-414 (137 amino acids)
Source: RefSeq, a predicted model, not a curated record